This is a messenger RNA of Amphibalanus amphitrite, 1730 nucleotides long. Its product is annotated as inactive pancreatic lipase-related protein 1-like. The coding region runs from base 43 to 1464 and encodes 473 amino acids. Gene Ontology annotation, biological process: lipid metabolic process. Lineage: Eukaryota; Metazoa; Arthropoda; Thecostraca; Balanomorpha; Balanidae. The record is from RefSeq and is a predicted model, not a curated record. The transcript is spliced from 9 exons. Gene Ontology annotation, molecular function: triacylglycerol lipase activity.
UUGCGUAGUUUCUCCUAAGCGGGUGAGAGCAAAGGGCAGAGGAUGGAGCCUCCAUUAGCUGCUCUGCUGGUGGUUUUAGCCAGCGUCUCUCUAGCAGCUGACGUGUGCUACGAUGACGUUGGCUGUUUCACCACCGACUACCCGUGGAGUGACGUCAGAAGACCGUUCCCGAACCUACCCCAGCCGCCCGAGGAGAUACCCACCAAUUUCUAUUUGUAUACGAGCACCGUUCCCGAGAGGACGGCCAUUUUCUACAACGGCACCACAUUCGGCGACUUCUCCGCACAGCGGGAGAGGACGGCGUUCAUCAUUCACGGCUUUCAGGGCAGCGGAGACGCCUACUGGAUGAUAGACAUCAAGGACCUGCUCCUCCAGCAGUACGAUUACAACAUCAUCCUGGUCGAUUGGGCAGUCGGCUCCAGCAUUCCCUACAUUCAAGCCGCUGCCAACGCUCAGCUGGUGGGGCGGCAGGUGGCGCUGCUAGUCCACGCUCUAUGCGAUAUAGGUGGCGCUGUGGCGGGCGAUUUCCACCUGAUAUCGCACAGUCUGGGGUCUCAGGUGGCCGGUUACGCCGGGGCCAGAAUACCCGGUCUGGCCAGGAUCACAGGAUUGGACCCGGGCCAGCCGUAUUUCGAGGGCACACAGCCGGAGGUUCAUCUGGAUUCCACUGAUGCUGAGUUUGUCGACAUUAUUCACACCGACGGAAGGGAUCUACUGUAUGUCGGCUUCGGGUUCCAAGGGCCCUGUGGAGAUGUCGAUUUUUACCCCAACGGUGGUAAAAGCCAGCCGGGCUGCGGCGAUUUUGAGGCCAACGUCGCCUCCCUCAUCUACGAUCUGGAGACAAACAACAUCGACGAGAUCGGUGGCAUUUUCAACUGCCCACACGACAGAUCCCACGAGCUCUUCAUCGCCACCCUCACGGAGCACGAGUGUCCGUUCGUGAGUUUUCCGUGCAAGGAUUACGCCGAGUACGAGUCGGGCGAGUGUCAGCGGUUGGACCGAGCCACCAUCGGACGGAUGGGGAUGGACGCCGAGAAAUACAACCUCAGCGGGAACUAUUAUCUGCAGACGACCGGCGACAAUACCUCAUUUUGCAUGCACUACCUGGAGGUAGAGCUGCAGCUUUCUGAGGAACAGCAGGACGGCAUGGGAAAUCUGGUGUUUGUUAUCGAGACAAACACCACAGCUUCAGAACGGCUGCUCGGAUGGAGUUCUGGCACAAGUUGGUCGUCAGGAACCCAGCUUCGGACCACCGUGCACUCGCCCAUUGACCCCGCCCAGAUGACCUCGCUCAAGGUCACACUGCACGGCCAGGGGGCGGCCGUCAGCCCGCCCCUGCUGCCCCGGGCGGUCAAGGUCACCCGGUUCGACAGUCAGCUGACGCUGACGUCACAGGAUCUGUGCACGGAUACGGAGACGCUGCAGGAUAAGGAAACCAUGGUGUUCAGACCGUGCCAGGACUGAUUUAACUAAAACUUGCCGCGCGGCGCGCCAGGACUUGCCGUUUGAGAUGCGAGGCCUGUGAAUAAAAAAGUUUUUUUUUGAAAAUAGGUAGGUAUGAAUGAGAAAAUGAUUAACGCAAUGGGUAGGCAUGCCAAAUAGCGCCGAGGGUCGAAACACGAUCGUACCUCGCUUUCUCCCGAGGAAACGUAAGCUAGGGGAGAGUGGGGUAAUUUGGCCGGUGGUGUAAAUUGGCCGCCCCCACCUGUACGAUGUCUAAUAAAAGUGAG